AUGAGCACCAAGCCCGGCCGAAAUGUUCUCAAGAGGAGAACGUUCAAGGGCCGUCACAAGUUGACGGUCUGA
Molecule: messenger RNA, 72 nt
Organism: Geodia barretti
Lineage: Eukaryota; Metazoa; Porifera; Demospongiae; Tetractinellida; Geodiidae
Source: the annotation of a GenBank genome assembly